Messenger RNA from Medioppia subpectinata, 1083 nucleotides. Lineage: Eukaryota; Metazoa; Arthropoda; Arachnida; Sarcoptiformes; Oppiidae. The record is from the annotation of a GenBank genome assembly.
AUUUUCUUAACUUCAGUUCAAAAAUGAGAAUAUAAAUUAUUUGAAUUUACAAUUCAUUGAUUGUAUGACUAUUUACUUAUUUAUGAUUAUAGGAGUGAAGAACCAGUGGCACAAAACAUGGACAUCUCCACCGGACAUAUCAUUUUGUCCUAUAUGGAGGAUCACCUGAAGAAAAAGGAUCGUUUGGAGAGGGAAUGGGAGGCGUUGUGUGCCUACGAGGCUGACCCGUGUGCCACACAUGCGGCCGGUUUGCCCCAAAACGCUAAGAAGAACCGCUACACCGAUGUCUUGCCGUACGAUCACUCGAGGGUUAUUCUCAACGACUUGGCCAAUGUCUCCGGAUCUGAUUAUAUCAACGCUAACACUAUUACCGAUCACGACCCCCGAAACCCGGCCUAUAUUGCAACACAAGGACCUCUUCCACAAACGGCAGCGGAUUUCUGGCAGAUGGUAUGGGAACAAGGUAGUGUGAUCAUCGUGAUGCUCACCCGACUCAUGGAGAAUGGCGUAGCGAUGUGUCAUCGGUAUUGGCCCGAAGAGGGCAGCGAACUCUACCACAACUAUGAGGUUCAUCUGGUGUCUGAGCACAUCUGGUGCGACGACUAUCUGGUCAGGAGUUUCUAUCUGAAGAACUUAAAGACCAGCGAAACCCGAACUGUCACUCAGUUUCACUUCCUCUCGUGGCCCGAGAAUGGGGUUCCGCCCAAUGCUAAGGCUAUACUUGAGUUCAGGAGAAAAGUAAACAAGUCUUAUAGAGGCCGGUCGUGUCCUAUUGUGACACAUUGCAGUGAUGGGACGGGCCGUACGGGCACCUAUAGCCUCAUCGAUAUGGUCUUGAAUCGCAUGUCAAAAGGGGCUAAAGAGAUAGACAUCGCGGCAACUCUGGAGCACAUACGCGAUCAACGCAUGGGAAUGGUUAAGACAAAGGCUCAGUUCGAGUACGUGCUGACAGCUGUGGCCGAGGAGGUCCAGGCCAUCCUCAAGGCAUUGGCACAAAAUUGAAUCCCAGAUCACAUUUAAGCAGCAAAUUAUUACAAAUACAGCGUUUCCUCCAAAUUCUCCAAUCGUUUCCUAAUGAGAAAC